Mollisia scopiformis is the source of this 906-nucleotide messenger RNA. RefSeq lists its product as uncharacterized. Lineage: Eukaryota; Fungi; Ascomycota; Leotiomycetes; Helotiales; Mollisiaceae. The record is from RefSeq and is a predicted model, not a curated record. The coding region runs from base 1 to 906 and encodes 301 amino acids. The transcript has a single exon.
AUGACAGAGACGAAUCAUGUCACCAUGGUAGAAAGGCCAAAGCAUACUCCGCUGCCUAUCGCUCUCGAAGGCUUCGUGCCAGGUGGUCUAAAGCCUGAGGCCUACAGCAUAUCAGAUCUUGCAAGCGUGUUGAUCACACACAUACGCCGCACUGACCUUACAAGCAUACAGCAGAGGGGCCUAACCAGAUACAAAUACCAAGGGAGCUUGAACUGGGGCGAGCCUGGGAAUGUGUCCGAUAUGAAGAAGUUUUUCGACAUAUUCAACGAUGUGUACUUCAACGGCGUUCUGACGGGGUAUUGCAAGCUCGGCACAGUCCAGCCCAAAAACAGCAAAUCGCCUGAGUUCCUCCGUUAUGAUUAUGUAUACAGCUGCGUGUUGCGAAAAGGCAAAUGCCGAGAUGCAAGAUAUAAGAGGGACGAAACCUUUGCAUACAUCAUGUACGAGGAGGAGCCUCCAAAUUCGGCGAAAGUGUUCGAUUCCACGUGGAGGAAACUGAACGGCCUCCUUGCUGAGAUGGUCUUGGUAUGUUUCUCCAUCUUUCACUGCUCCUGCGAGCACGGCUGCCAAGCUAAGUCGACAAUUCGUAACCGAUGGCGUGGAUAUGAUGUGCACUGCCAAGCAGUAGCAUACACAAUAGAAAUUUCGUCAAAGAGAAAAGACUUGUUGGGAAUGGGAACGGAAUUGAACGGGCUUAGGCGCAUAGUGCUCCCGGUUCGAGCUGGAGAUGAGUUACCAGAAGCUGUUGAGUUAAACCAAGCUGAACUUGAGUCGGGAUUUGACGUGGAGGAGCUGCGCACCGGAGUCAAGCGCAUAUUGCCCAUAGACAUGUUCUCCCUGGGCUUUGAAGAAGAAAGAGUCUGUAAGAGGAAUGUUUGUCUGCGGUCACAUUGGCCGGUUUCCUGA